Molecule: messenger RNA, 591 nt
Organism: Miscanthus lutarioriparius
Lineage: Eukaryota; Viridiplantae; Streptophyta; Magnoliopsida; Poales; Poaceae
Source: the annotation of a GenBank genome assembly
AUGCAGGAGAGCACGGCGCCCAGCUCGGUCCAGUACUUGAGCCAGACCGAGCUAGGUGCCGUGCUCUCCUGCAUCGACCACUACUCGUUGUCGAUAAGCAGUGCAGCAUACCUGCUGGCCGGCAUGGCGGACCUCGGGCACCUCCCCGUCCCUGUUCGCCGCACGCGCCCCGUGUUCGACACCCCACGGGUUAGCAUCACCGUCACGGGCGCCAUCGCGCUGGGCAUGUCCUUCCUGAGCUUCGACAGCAUCGUGGUGGUCACCAACUUCCUGUACAGCCUCGGGAUGCUCCUAGAGUUUGCGGCCUUCGUCUGGCUCCGCGCCAAGCGCCCGGACAUGCCGCGGCCCUACCGCGUGCCGUCGGCGUUCCUAGUGCUUGUCAUGGCCGUCGCCGGGUGGAAGUUAGCUUCUAAUUACGCAGUUUCAGUUAGUAAUUUCAGUAUGGAAGCAAGAGAAGGUACUGCUACUGCUACUGAUCUGUUGAAGGUACACAUAGAAAUGGUUAUUCUUGGCUGGAGCUAUGAUGUUGUGUCGAAUGAAGUUUUGGACAAGGGCUCAGAUCAAGUCUUCUGUUAUCUGUUAGCUAUCUAG